UGCCGCUUAACUUUUUCUUAUUGUCUCUCUAUUUUUGAUAACAAUGGAGAGAGGUGAUGAUCAACUCAAGGGUUUGCAGAGAGAGAAGAGAUCAUUAGAUAUUUUGUCUGUUGGCACGGAGAGAAUGGUUAGAGCUUUUAGCUAUGAGGCUAACGGAGAAACAUCCACUGAAGGUCAUGCUAGUGUGAAGAAUAAAAAGAGAGAGAGAAGAGAUAUUAACAACGGUCUAAGGAGCUCAACGAUGAUCACUAGAUCGAGCAAACGACUGAAGAUUGAUGAGUGCGAGAAUCAAGACCCGAAACAAAACCCUAAUCCUCAUGCUUCUUCUCCAAGUUUGUGCCAUGUAGCGUCCAAGAGGCCUCAAAAAGUGGUACCAAACAAACCGGUUAGAAGAAGAAAGCCGGUUAGAGUUAUAGUGACGGAUGAAGAUAGGAAGCCGCCGGAAUGGCUGGUUAACAUGAUGAGAGAAAAGAACAGUGUGGAUGCAAAGCUGAUAUUUGUCAAGGUUCUUACCAAUAGUGAUGUUGACGAUGACAAGACACGUCUCUUGAUGCCCUGGAAACAGAUACUGGAUAUGGGCUUCUUAAACAAGGAAGAGUUAGGAAUGAUAGAUAAACAUUACAAAAAAAGGUUACUCAGAAAAAAGAAACACUACAAAAAGAUUAAUGACAGUGACAAAGGAGCGGAUGUGACCUUGGUGAAUUCUAAGGGUCAACAAUGGAAGCUAAACCUCAGGAGAUGGGAUAUGUGGUCCACUUUCAACUACGUCUUGGCUUCAGGAUGGAACAAGGUCGUCCCCGGUAACACUCUAGAGGAAGGCCAGAGGCUUCGGGUCUGGUCCUUCCACUCCCAAGACAAGCUCUAUAUUGCUCUAGUUCCUCUGGUUCCAGCUCCAGCUACAGAUCCAACACCAGCUCCGGCUAUCCCUCUGAUUCCAGAUCCAGCUCCAUCUUCACCUCCGGCUCCGGUUGUUACUAGAGAUUCUGACGAGCUAUAUAUAUCUCAAGCUGAGGCUCAAGAAGAGAGUGACGACAUAAUACUUCCAGUUCCAGUUCCUGCAGAUAAAGAUUUGGAGGUCCUAAAUUUAUUUGCUGAAGUGCCCGAGGAGACAAUUCGUCUCGAGGCUCUACAAGAGGCAAAUAGGAGGAGGUCACUGGUCUCCGACACAAAGCUGGACCUCGAGCUCCGGUUGUAACUAAGAGAUUCCAGCCAAAAACAGCUCUGCUAUGUGACUAUUUUCUCUUGCUUUUUUGGUAUUUUAAGUUAUGGAUUCAAGCUCUACUGCCGUGGUUUGCCAUGCAAGUACUCUUUUUUUUUUCAGACACUCGAAGAUGGUUUUUUUAGUGUUAACAUUCUGAGUGAUGUUUUAGAUUAAUUGUGCUGAUUUUCAUUCCUUAUAUAGGUCCUUUUUGUUUGAACGGAUGAUGUUUGUUUUGGCAAGUUUUAUUUCGCACUUGCCUUUAUUUCAUAAGCUAAAUAAUCCUCGUAAGAUAGC
Messenger RNA from Arabidopsis arenosa, 1495 nucleotides. Lineage: Eukaryota; Viridiplantae; Streptophyta; Magnoliopsida; Brassicales; Brassicaceae. The record is from the annotation of a GenBank genome assembly.